Mizuhopecten yessoensis (Yesso scallop) is the source of this 438-nucleotide messenger RNA. RefSeq lists its product as uncharacterized. The record is from RefSeq and is a predicted model, not a curated record. The transcript has 2 exons. Lineage: Eukaryota; Metazoa; Mollusca; Bivalvia; Pectinida; Pectinidae. Bases 1 to 438 code for a protein of 145 amino acids.
AUGAAUAAGAAGGCGUACAAAUCUACGCCUACACAAUGUGAAUACAAGUUUAAGAGUUUGAAACGAGAAUACAGGAACACUGUGGAUCACAAUUCAAAAUCCGGAAACGACAAAAAGUCGUGUCCUUCUUUUUCCGAGUUUCGGGAGUUGUAUGGCAUGAACGCCUCCACAAGACCAUCAGUGGCGAUUAGCUCCAGCAGGGGCAUGACUAUGGAGGGCAAUAGUACCGAGAUUAACCAGACUAGUCAGACUCCAAGCAAGACGAGACGAGACAGGAAAAGGAAAGAGAGACCUGAAUGGCUGGAGAAUUUAGACACCAGGCAAGUAGAAAGACACAAAGACAAGAUGGCAGCUAUGGACAGGCUGAUAUCAGUUCUUGAAAAAGGGUUUUCCAAGAAUCAUCAGCCUGCCAUAGACAAUCCUCAUGGAAGUUCUUAG